AUGAGUGGCGGUGCUUGCGCCCUGGUUGCGAAAUGGGUCCUGUUGAUGACUUUGCUGAUAGGAUUGUCGUGGACACACCCGGACGUGAAAUAUCCACCGCAAAAGGUAGUCGAUAAACGUGUCAAAGUAAUACCUCGCGGUCCUUUUGGUAGAUUUAACAACCUCAUUGCUAGACAAACAGAUCCCACGCCAACCAGUAGCGCUAUAUCUGCUGCCACGGGCGCACCGUUGGAAUGCUUCCAGGUCGCCGGUCCUGUGUUGAUGCCUCAAGGGCCCGCGUUCCGCGAUGGGGUUCACAAAGCAAGCCCGGCCCCGAAUGUAGGCGAGGACGGACUCGUGGUGGUAUUGAUGGAGCACUCCUUCGCCAAUAGCUACGGCGCUCCUUUUAUUGGCAAUUAUACACCUCCUGAUUAUGAUUUUGAUCGUGUGGUAAUCAACUUCACCGUGCUAGUGAAGGGGCGACAAUAUGAUCGGACGGGCGUCAUGUAUUUUGGCGACACGGAGGUAUGGAGGACAUCAACGGCCGAACCUACCGCGUCCGGCAUCCGCUGGGUCUGGCUCAAGGACAUGACGCCCUUCGUGUCUCUGUGGAAGGCGCCCCAAACAUUGAUCUUCGACCUGGAGAGCAUAGUAGAUGACACUUACACGGGGAUCCUCAACACGACGCUCACUGCAACAUUCUUUAAGGGUCCGGCGAUUUCUGUGGAAAAGCGUGGGCCCGCCGACUUGAUCAUCCCUAUUUCCGAACGCACGGGAUCUACAGGGGAGCCGAGUCAGUUUACGUACCCGGAGCAAAACGCGACUAACAUCGUUAGCAUUCCCCAGAACGUGAAUCGUGCCGUGUUCACCGUGGACGUAAAAGGUCAAGGCGACGAGGAGUUCUGGUGGAGCAACGUUCCGCAGAGCGCCAUCAACACCUUCGAGGCCGACUACGGGACGUACCCGGGGUACUCGCCGUUCCGGGAGGUCCAGGUUCUCAUCGAUGGGCGGCUUGCCGGCGUCUCCUGGCCGUUUCCGGUGAUCUACACCGGCGGCGUGGUCCCCCAACUGCACCGCCCCAUCGUGGGCAUCGAAGCCUUCGACAUCAGGGAGCACGAGAUCGACAUCACGCCGUGGCUCCCGCUCCUCUGCGACGGCAACGCGCACACCUUCACAAUCCAAGUCCUCGGCCUCGACGACGACGGCGUCUCUAGCGCGCACCUCUCCACGACCACCGACAGCUCGUGGUACAUCACCGGCAAGAUCUUCCUCUGGCUCGACGCCGACACCGCCUCCAUCACGACAGGGGAACUCGGCGCCCAGCUCACCGCCGACCCCACCAUCGCGUUCUCGCAGCGCAUCACGCAGAACGCCACCGGCGGAAACGAUACCCUCGACUACACCCUCGCGGUCACGCGCACCUUAUCCAUCUCCUCGUACGUGAGAACCCAGAACACCGAGGGCACCGUCACCUGGGCGCAGUCCCUCUCGUACUCGAACAACGGCGGCGUCUACGCCGGCGGCUUCGACAACGUGAACACGUUCGGCAUCGCGGGCGCGGACACGGCCACCGGCGCGGGGCUGGGGAUCGAGUACAGUGCUAGUUACAGCUACCCGCUGUACUGCAGCAGCUCGGCGGCGUACUCGGACGCGGGCGAUCUGGCGCUGAGGGCGGAUCUGAACCAGAGUCUUGUGCUUGAGGUCCGUGGGGACUCUGUGUUUCCGGCUGGGCUGGAGGCGUUUGCUGCGGGGGGAAGCGGGUUUGGGGGCUCGGUGCUCAGCACGUCGCGCAACGGGACCGCGACGUACAUGCGGCUCGCGGAUAACAGCCACACGUCUGGGGUUGGGCGGACAAGGCAGAUAUUUUCGUUGGAGGGAGUGACUGGUGCUGGAGGGGAUGGGGAUAGGGGCACGGAGGGGAGUGGGAGUGGGAGUGGGAGUACGCCGCUGUAUUAUCAGGAUGUGAGUGCGUUUAAUGAUACGGUUACGGAUAAUCAUGUGGAGUUUUUGGGGGUGGCGGUGGGUGGGACGUAG
Molecule: messenger RNA, 2013 nt
Organism: Hypoxylon fragiforme
Lineage: Eukaryota; Fungi; Ascomycota; Sordariomycetes; Xylariales; Hypoxylaceae
Product: peptide N-acetyl-beta-D-glucosaminyl asparaginase amidase A-domain-containing protein
Exons: 2
Coding region: 1-2013 (670 amino acids)
Source: RefSeq, a predicted model, not a curated record